This is a messenger RNA of Camellia sinensis, 1371 nucleotides long. The record is from RefSeq and is a predicted model, not a curated record. Lineage: Eukaryota; Viridiplantae; Streptophyta; Magnoliopsida; Ericales; Theaceae.
AUGGAGCUUCAACACUUCAGCCAUGAGCAUCCAUUAAUCUUUACAGAAGAGUAUGGCAAGGACUAUGUGGACGACGACAAUGACAAUGAGCACCCCGAACACCCUCUUACCCUUUCUUGGAUUCCUCAAGAACCUCUCUUGUUUCACAGAUGCCAUUUCUGUAAAGCAUAUUGGAUUGGCUUUGCAUACAGCUGUUCAGUCUGCAAUUUUGACAACGAUAUAAUAUGUGCUCAAAAGCCGCAAAUUAUCAAACAUACAAGUCACAAACACCCGAUGACACCUCUGCUGAGGACAAUGUUGUUCUCUUGUGAUGCUUGUGGCCUCGAACAUGAAGACAUGUCUUAUCUAUGCCACACUUGCCAAUUCUGGAUCCACGAGAGUUGUGCUUCAUUGCCAAACACCGUCAAACACUUUGAUCAUGAUCACCCUCUCACGCUUUGCUACUCUUUUCCUCGGGAGUUUGACAACUUCGUGUUUUGUUGUGACAUUUGCUCCGAAUACCUCGACAAAGCUUGCUGGAUUUAUUCUUGUGUUGGAUGCAGAUGCUAUGGCCACUUGAACUGUGCAAUUGCUGCAACUGCAGCAUCACAAGAAGAGCAAUUUCGGUUGGUUUGGCCUCGGCCCCUUCUGUUUUGGAUCAGGAGGCAGAGAUGGAACUUCAAGAUAUUGAGAUCAGUCCUAUUCCCUUUCCAAUUGUCCAAUGACCAUUACACCCAAAACACCUGCUCACUCUCCUCACACAAGACCCUUCUGGUUUUGGGGUCUUCAGGUGUGGAACUUGUCCAUUUCUUUGCAAUGGAUUUACCUACAAGUGUACCACUUGCACAUUCAACCUCAAUGCCACGUGUGGUUCCUUACUGGGCGCUAUCAGACACGAAGCUCACAAAGCACCACCUCCUACCCGAAAAUUUUCCUUGGGCGUGCAAUGCUUGUCAUGUAUGCUCUCCUCUGUUGACAUUUGGAUGUGAAACUUGCGGUUUCAACCUGCACAUCCGUUGUGCUUUGUGGCUGCGUACAAUUAGGCACAGAUAUGACGAACACCCUUAUAGUCUAAACUAUGUUCCGGUGAAAGACCAUCUGGCUGAGUAUUACUGUGAAGUUUGCUGUUACAAACUAAACCCGAAAAACUGGUUCUAUCACUGUGAUGAAUGUGACCAAUCUAUUCAUUGUGAGUGCAUUAUUAGUCUUCAUGAUGAACUUUCAAAUAUCAAGUUUGGAGGAACCAUUGAAGCUGAUUGCCACUUGCACCUUGUCACUUUUGUUCAAAAAGAGACUGAUGAUAGUAGCUGUCAAAUAAUCAGAUCAGCCAGGGUCCUCUUGGCUUUGAAUGUACCCAGUGUGAUUUCAACCUGCACCCAGAAUUUGCUUUGA